Vigna angularis (adzuki bean) is the source of this 1044-nucleotide messenger RNA. Its product is annotated as V-type proton ATPase subunit E. The coding region runs from base 86 to 778 and encodes 230 amino acids. Gene Ontology annotation, cellular component: proton-transporting two-sector ATPase complex, catalytic domain. The record is from RefSeq and is a predicted model, not a curated record. Gene Ontology annotation, biological process: proton transmembrane transport. Gene Ontology annotation, molecular function: proton-transporting ATPase activity, rotational mechanism. Lineage: Eukaryota; Viridiplantae; Streptophyta; Magnoliopsida; Fabales; Fabaceae. The transcript is spliced from 6 exons.
GGUGUGCAUCUGUGAUUUGUGGCAGUGAGGCAGCAAUCCCUAUCAAAUUCAAUCAUAGAGGAAGUUACCGGUGUUUCGUCUGAAAAUGAACGACGCAGAUGUCUCUAGGCAAAUCCAGCAGAUGGUGCGGUUCAUCCGCCAGGAAGCGGAGGAAAAAGCCAAUGAGAUCUCUGUCUCCGCCGAGGAGGAAUUCAAUAUCGAGAAGCUGCAGUUGGUUGAAGCCGAAAAGAAGAAGAUCAGGCAAGAGUACGAACGCAAAGAGCGCCAAGUCGAAAUUCGGAAGAAGAUCGAGUAUUCAAUGCAGCUGAAUGCUUCUCGAAUUAAAGUUCUUCAAGCUCAAGAUGACGUCAUCAGUUCCAUGAAAGAAGCUGCUUCCAAGGAACUUUUGAGUGCGAGUCAUCAUGAUCAUGUGUACAAAAACCUUCUGAAAGAUCUCAUUGUUCAGUGUUUGCUAAGACUGAAAGAAACUUCUGUCUUGUUGAGAUGUCGGAAAGAGGACCUGCACUUGGUAGAGCAUGUGCUGGAUUCUGCUGCACAGGAGUAUGGUGAUAAAGCAAAUGUUGAACCCCCAGAGAUCAUUGUUGACAACCAAGUCUAUCUUCCACCUGGACCCAUUCAUCACAAUGAUCAUGAUAUCUACUGUUCUGGUGGGGUGGUGCUGGCUUCUCGUGAUGGAAAGAUUGUGUGUGAAAACACUCUUGAUGCACGACUUGAUGUAGUGUUCCGUAAAAAGCUCCCUGAGAUUCGAAAGCAGCUCUUUGGACAAGUUGUUGCUUGAAGGUUUCAAAUGUAUUGUUUCCGUACCCUAGAAUGUUUGUAUCCCGCAGGCGUGUCUUGGACCUGAAUAGGUUUGGUGCCGUUGAAUUAUAGUUGUUGUCUUUUGAAUAAACACCAUUUUUCCGUAGUUCAGCUGCUCCCGUACCGUUUAUUAUGGGCCACGUGGUGUUCUAGAACUUCUCUGGCUCAUUGCCGCAUUUUGUUCAUUGGUAAAAUAUAUAUGCAUAUAUACUGUCGACAGUGUGAGGGAAAUAUAAGCGUUCUGCA